This is a messenger RNA of Neocloeon triangulifer, 972 nucleotides long. Its product is annotated as collagenase-like. Bases 1 to 972 code for a protein of 323 amino acids. Gene Ontology annotation, biological process: proteolysis. Lineage: Eukaryota; Metazoa; Arthropoda; Insecta; Ephemeroptera; Baetidae. Gene Ontology annotation, molecular function: serine-type endopeptidase activity. The record is from RefSeq and is a predicted model, not a curated record. The transcript has 7 exons.
AUGGCGGUGAAGUUGUCUUGUUUUGUAUUCCUGAUCAUCGUUUUGAUCACGCAAUCUGAACAGCAGGCGUUGAGUAAACUGAAGAUGAAAGGCUUUACCAAACCCGCACGCCCAACCACCCAAGAUGAAAUUAUAGCUUAUAUGAAAAAUCCAGCCAACACUCCGAAAAUUGAUUUCAAGCCGACUGGAACAUAUCCCCAAACAAACCGUGCGGGUUUUAGCGAAUAUCAUCUGGCACCACAGAUCCUCGGUGGCACAAAUGCGUCGCAAAGGCAGUUUCCGUGGGUCGCAUUUAUGGUUAUGGACGGGAGUUCAAUCUGUAAUGGUGCCGUUAUCUCUGCAGACUGGAUCUUGACCACUGCUAAUUGCGUUUAUGGCGUCGACGAAUUUGAAAUCUAUGUCGGUGGGGUGGAUACAGACGUGGAGGAAAAAUUCGAGCAAAUCGUUUUCUCGGAUUAUUAUUAUAGGCACCCCGACUUCGACACAAGUACUUAUGAAAAUGACAUUGCCCUAGUUCCAGUCAACUUGACCUUCAAUGACUACUACUACCCCUACAUACGACCAAUUUGCCUACCAAAACUAUCGCAGACUUCAAAUUCCUUCAACAAAGUGUCAGCUGUGCUUGCUGGCUAUGGAGACACGGUGGAAAAUUCUGCAACAGACGGUUCCAGGUUCAUGCAAUACGUGACUUUAAGAACGGUCAACAACGCCGUUUGUGUCGCCAACUAUGGAUCUUCCGAUUUUUUUAGCACCAACAUUUGCACAGGUCCCCAUCCCACUAAGGCGCCUUGCGAUAAUGACGAUGGAGCUCCUUUAAUGUACAGAGACUCGCAAACCGGCAGAUACACCGUCAUCGGGCUCUACUCCUUUGGAUCAAGUUCAUCGUGUGACAAUCGUCCAGUGGCGUACACUCGUGUCAGCAGCUUUUUGGGCUGGAUUUCUCAAGUGACGAACUUAGCAAUCAGACCUUAA